GGUUUUAAUGAAUGACUUAAAACCCCAAUAUUGCUCGCCAGGAAAUGGGGAGAGGAAAUAGAGUGAUGUUUUGAGAGUAUAAAUUAGGGGCUCCAUCAAGGUGAAGGCUGCAGAUCGGCUUUUUGAACCCUCCCGUGAAAUUCAACCCAGAGCUGGACCAAGGAGGGGAAAAGCUGAUACUUGGCAGCAUGCAAACCUGCCCAGCGCUGCUCCUGCUGCUCCUGGCUGCCUGCGCCCUGCCCGCCCGCUGCUCGGCCCCCCAGCCCUCCUGCCUGCACUUCUCCGAGCUGCUGCCUGCAAAGCUCAAAGAGCUGCGCAUCACGUUUGAGAAAAUUAAGGAUUAUUUUCAAUCAAAAGAUGAUGAACUUAGCAUCCAGCUACUCAGCUCUGAACUGCUGGAUGAAUUUAAGGGGACCUUCGGCUGCCAGUCUGUGUCGGAGAUGAUGCAGUUCUACAUGGAGGAGGUGCUGCCCAGCGCCAUGAGGACCAGCACCCUUCACCAGCAGAGCAUGGACGACCUGGGCAACCUGCUGCGGAACCUGAAGGCGAUGAUGAAGCGCUGUCACAGAUUCUUCACGUGCGAGAAGAGGAGCAAAACCAUCAAGCACAUCAAGGAGAUGUUCGAUAAGAUGCAUGAGAAUGGAAUCUACAAGGCCAUGGGAGAGUUUGACAUUUUCAUCAACUAUGUUGAAGAGUACUUGAUGAUGAGAAGGAAGUGAAAAUGCCCACGGGUCUCCACCUUCCCCACCAAAUCCUGCUAUUUUAUCAGAAAUCACUUCAAGUUGCGAGAGCACACAAGAGAUUAAGUUAUCUUAGGGUUCAAGUAAUGAAUUACAGGUCUAUAACUUCAAGUUUGGUAUUAUAUUUAAGAGUUGGGGUUUUUUUUGCAACUGAAUUUAAUAUUUAUUACUUCUAAUACCUCAGUGUUUGUGUUUACAAUAUGUUUUGAAGAAAAGUGUGAUAAGCGUGUAAAAUACUAUUUAUUGUUCAAUAUUUUAAUACUGUUUAUGAUAGGGCUAUUUUAUUCAGAGCUUCAAAACACCCAAAGCAGCAUUCUUGUGGGGAGCAGACGGUGAGCAGAGUUAAUCCUGAGCGCAGUUUCACUGAGUACAAGUGGCUGAUCAGGGGCAAUUCCAGCUCCGAGUUCAGCAAAGUUUAAUUUUCAGCAAAUGAGAGCUCUCCUCGUGCUCUAUCCCUCUAUUUAUUUAUGCAAUCAAUUCGGUUUUUUAAUGCAUGACUAUGUCACUGUCUCUGGUUCUGCAGCUGGAAUUAGGCACUGAAAUAUUCAAAAUUAUUCCAUGGCCUUGCACCGAGAAAAAGAACCAUAAAUGUAACCAAGGGCACUUUUUCUCCUGCGCUUGAAAAGCAAAGUGGAGGAGGUUUUGCACUCCUGUGAUCAUGUAGAGAAAUAGAUCAGUUAACCCCACCUCCAGACUCAGCCUAUAUAUUAGUCCAGGUGAAAGAAAAAACAGUAAUAGGAAAGAAAUGUUUGGUUCUAAUAGAACUUGACUUAAACGUUGCUAACAACUGACUUCCAGAGCUGCUGGGUUGGCCACUCUGCACUUUUGAAAGUUGAUCUGUUUUCCAGUCUUUGAUUGGGUUUUACUUGCCAUUUUGUUGGAGGGGGGUUUGUUUGUUGGGUUUUUUGGUUGGUUAUUUUUUGGUUUGUUCGUUUCUUUGGGUUUUGUUUCUUUGGUUUUAGUUUUGUUGGGUUAUUUCUUUCUUUUAGAAGUUAGAGGCUAUUUAAUUAACCACCAUUUUAAGGUGGCUUGGGUAAUUUGCAUUCAAAUUCAAAAAGCUGCAAGCAGCACUGACAACAUUUGGGUUUGCGUUACUUCUAACCCUACGUCCGAGCAGCCGCAGCACACGAGUGCUGGGGGGGAAGCUGCAACCAGAGCUGCUUCAGUGCCCCCCAGAGCUGCUGAUUUUGGGGCUCCCCUUCCCCUUGUCUCCUGGGUGUCCCCACACGAACUACAGGACCAUAAACCAGAGGCAUCUGCUUCUAAUAUUUAGAAGUAUUAAGGCACCGAUAUGGUGAAACACUGUCAGCUUGUUGUUUGCUGUGUAGGUUACCACUGAAGAGAGGCUAUUUAUACUUGAUUUAUUCUGUUUGUGUAUUUAUGGUGACAGAAUGGCAUUCCUGCUGGCAGACACUGGGUAUCCCAGAGUAAGGAAUGCUGCUCCGGGUGGCAUUGGUUCAAGGGCAAUGUGGGAGCCAAACACUGUAAAACUUUAAUUAAGCUUCUAACUAGGACACAUUAAGCUCCUGUUGAGCCAGCUCCGUACCUGUUUUUCCACCAUUUCAGUGCUGUAAGAGAAGCAACAACAUUCCUGGAGCGGCAGCAAGAGCCAAGAGCAUCAGCAGCUCCGUUCUGGUGGGGGCACCUACCUUGGCCACAGCUCCUGUCACUGUGAACUUGUGCAUGUUUAUCUGUAUGAAAAGAAAUCUUUUAUUUUUGCUAAUAAAGACUUCCUAAAGAAUAAA
This is a messenger RNA of Columba livia (rock pigeon), 2485 nucleotides long. It is a transcript of the gene IL10, whose product is annotated as interleukin 10. NCBI's taxonomy places the organism in Eukaryota, Metazoa, Chordata, Aves, Columbiformes, Columbidae. Bases 189 to 719 code for a protein of 176 amino acids. Gene Ontology annotation, molecular function: cytokine activity. The record is from RefSeq and is a predicted model, not a curated record. Gene Ontology annotation, cellular component: extracellular region. The transcript is spliced from 5 exons. Gene Ontology annotation, biological process: immune response.